Molecule: messenger RNA, 3699 nt
Organism: Eimeria tenella
Lineage: Eukaryota; Apicomplexa; Conoidasida; Eucoccidiorida; Eimeriidae
Product: CMGC kinase, Dyrk family, putative
Exons: 3
Coding region: 1-3699 (1232 amino acids)
Biological process (GO): peptidyl-serine phosphorylation; peptidyl-threonine phosphorylation
Molecular function (GO): ATP binding; protein serine/threonine kinase activity; protein serine/threonine/tyrosine kinase activity
Source: RefSeq, a predicted model, not a curated record
AUGGCAGAGGGACUAGGUAGGGCUGCUGCUGCUGAGUGCAGCAGCAACGGGAGUGGCAGCAGCAAUGGCAGCAGCAGCAGCUGCUGCAGCAGCACGAACACAGAAGCCGCGACGAGCCGCCGAGGCAUACAUGCAACAGUGCCUCAGCAGCAGCAGCUGCUGCUGCUGCAGCUCUCUUCCCAAAUUAAAAGCAAAAUAAACAUCAAAUGGCUUUUCAGCCGUCUUCUUGUGCCUGCCCGCGGAAGUGGCGAGGCGGGAAACAAGUGCGAUGUGGACUUAGCAGCAGCAGCAACAGCAACAGCAGCAGCAACAGCAACAACAGCACGAGACCGUUGUGAAUUGCUUCCUCACUCCUGUUGCGUGCUCGGUGCGUUCACACGGGAGGUCCAUCAAGGGCGGCAGCAGCAGCAGCAGCAGCAGCAGCAGCUGUUGCUGCUGCUGGCCUUUGAAGACGGCCUGCGGGAGGCGGUUGCUGCUGCGCAGCACCAACCGAUGGAAAACUUUCGGCUGCCCGCGGGACAAAGACAUUCGCUAGCAACAGCAGCAGCAGCUGCUGCUCGUGCUGCAGCAGCUGCUGCGGGCCAUCUUACCAGCAACAGCGAAGCAUACAACAGCAUAGGAGGCACAAGCGUCACUUCCUUAUGCAGCUCGGAGGCAACUAUUCCUUUUGGCUACAAGCCCUCUUCAGGCAUUUCAUUAGCACAGAAGAAGCAGCAGCUGCAGCUGCAGCAGCAGCAGCAGCAGCAGCCGCAGCCGCAACGCGAUAAUGCACAGGAGUUUGAGCGCCAAGGCCACACUCAGUGCCUUGAGUCGUUUGCCUCUGUAAUAUCAACUGAAGGGGCGAGCUCGCAGCACGCGCAGCAGCAGCUGCUGCUGCAGCAGCAGCUGCAGCAGCAGCAGCAGCAUCCCAUGGCCUCAGCCGCAGCGCAGCAAGUGCGAGCCUCUUCAGCCGGAGCUGCAAGAAGCGACGGCGCCCGAGAGGGUCUUUUUGCUGCUGCUUGUGUCCCGCUGCAGCAGCAGCAGCAUGGGAUUGCAUCUACUGUGCAGCAUUUGGCUGCGUGGGAAGCAACUACGAAUGAAGGAGGCAGCAGCACGAGGGCUCGCAGCUGCAGCGGCAGCAGCAGCAGCAGCAGCAGCCGCCACGUGGGACCCAACCUGUUCGAGUCUGCACUAAGGGCAGACGAGUCGGCAGAUGAAGGCGCUUCAGCAGCACACAGUCCCCCCUCCCCUGUUGCUGCUGCAACACUACCAGAGGGGGCAACAGAGGCAGCAAAAGCAGCAACCCAAGCCCCAGCAGCAGCUGCAGCAGCAGCAGCUGCAGCAGCAGCUGCCCGGGGGACGCACCCAAAGGCAUCGCCGAGGCCCCUAGCGCCUCCCCAAAGAAAGCCUUCGUAUGUAGACGGAGCAGGGGACGCAGACUGGGUAGCGUCGAGCGGCGAAGCAAGGCAGCAGCAGCAGCAACAACAACAGCAGCAGCAGCAGCAGCAGCAGCAGCAGCAGCAGCAGCGCCCCCAUCAGGAUGGCCUGGUGCGCCUGACGUCCAGGACAGCAACAUCAGGCAUCUACAGCCGCAUUUUGAGGCAGCGAGCUACUUCAAGUGCAGCAAAUGCUGCAGCAGCAGCGGCGAGCAAGGGAGCAGCAGGAGCAGCACAGGCUGCCACAGCUAACCCAGAAGACGAAGAAGUGGUCGAAACCUUUCUGCUGCAGCAGCGCCGCUCGCAGCCGCAGCUAUCUCGUGUGGCGCAGCAGUUCGUGGGCAGCAUCAAGCCAGAGGCAGCAGCACUUGCAAGACGCGCUGCAGCAGCAGCAGCAGCAGCAGCAGCAGCAGCAGCAGAACAGCCGGCGCCCUCAAACCGGCCUGCCCGCGUCGUAGCCAGGAAGCGGGACCCCACAAGUCACUCUUCCGCUGCAGCAGAUGGAAGCAACUUGGGGCACACAGGUGAAGCAGCAGACGCUGCAGCAAGCCCGUGUUCUGUUUCGCAGUCUCCCUCCCUGCAGCUGCAGCAGCAGCAGCACCAGCAGCAGAGAGCCUCACUGAAGCGCGAAAAGCUGCGCGGAUCUAUGGGGCUGAGUCACAACGACAGUCAAAGCACUCGGGUGACAUCUCGAGGGACAGUGAGUGCUGAGGGUUCUGCAGCUUCAACAGCAACAGCAGCAGCAGCAGCAGCAGGAGUUGGGGCAGCAGCAGCACUGGGUCGGCAACAGGCAGUGUCUUCGACUCCGCGGGAAGCAGCAGUGCGCUGCUCGCCGCCGCUUUCUCCUGCUGCUGUGCUGCAGCACUUUGGCUGGCAGCUAACUCCUUGGGAAUGCAGAGAAGUUUUGGAAUAUCCUGUAGUUUGGUACUGGGGAGCUCUUCGGGAAAGGCCUGCGGGAGGAGAGCAGGCUUCGCUGUACGGGGGCCCCUACACUGCUGCUGCAGCAAUUGCUGCAGCGGGUGCUGCUGCUGGGGAUGCUGCUGCUGCUACUGCGUCUGCUGGGGAGGCAGCGGAGCGGGCGGCGCAGGGGUGCCGCGAAGGAGCUGGGGGUGAGUCCGAGGAAGCUGCUGCUGCUGCAGAUGCGUGGAGCCCGUGCAGCAACAGCAGCAGCAGCAGCGUGGGGGGCCAGCGGAUGAGCAGCAGCAACCGGCAGCUAAUGAACGCGACGAGCAACAGCGCAUGCAGCUACUUCUGCGACGCGGACGGGGACUACAUUGUGUCUCAAAACGACCACAUUUGCUACCGAUUUCAGCUGCUGCAGACUCUGGGAACUGGGUCUUUUGGCCAAGUGUUUCGAGCCUUAGACCACAAAACUGGAGAAGAAGUUGCAGUGAAGAUUCUGAAAAACAAAAGCAACUUCCAUGCACAAGGCCGGGAAGAAGUGAACGUGCUGCAGCAGCUGGCUGCGCUGGACCAGGCGGGCAAAGCCCACGUGGUGCACAUGGGGGAAAGCAUGAUGUUUCGGGGCCACUUGGUGUUAACUUUUGAACUGCUGAGUCACAACUUGUAUGCUUUUCUGAAACACAACAAGUUCCAAGGCUUUUCGCCGCUGGCCGUGCGCAGCGUGGCCAUUCAGCUGCUGCAGGCGCUGCGGCUGCUGCGCAAAGCCAAGAUCGUGCACUGCGACUUGAAGCCCGAGAACAUAGCGCUCGUGGCGGGGCGCAAGAGCACAGUGAAGCUGAUUGACUUCGGCAGCAGCUGCAGAGAAGGCCGGCAGCAGCACAACGCGUACAUUCAGUCCAGGUACUACCGCUGCCCCGAAGUGCUGCUGGGGCUCCCCUACGGGCCCCCCAUAGACAUGUGGUCUUUGGGCUGCGUGCUGGCGGAGCUGCACACGGGCACUCCGCUCUUUCCGGGGGUUGACGAGUCUGACCAGCUGCAGACAAUUGCUGCAGUCCUCGGCAUGCCCCCGCUGCAGCUGGUUCUCCGUUCGCCCCGCCGCGGCUUCUUCUUCGAAAGAAACAGGGAGGGCGCUCUCGUCUUCCGCGCCUUCAGCCGCCCCAGACGCAGCAGCAACGCCGGCAGCAGCAGCAGCAGCACCCGCAGAGCCCCACACCAGUACCUUUCCCUCGAAGAAGCUGUAGAGCCGGCAGAAGCUACUUUCGUCGAUUUCCUAAAGGGAUGCCUUUGCUGGGAAGCAGCUGAUCGCCUGACACCCAGAGAAGCACUCGACCACCCCUGGCUCAAGGAAUUCCGCUUCCUGCGAGAGCGCCGAGUGCAUUAG